This is a messenger RNA of Zingiber officinale, 783 nucleotides long. RefSeq lists its product as uncharacterized. NCBI's taxonomy places the organism in Eukaryota, Viridiplantae, Streptophyta, Magnoliopsida, Zingiberales, Zingiberaceae. The transcript has a single exon. The record is from RefSeq and is a predicted model, not a curated record. Bases 1 to 783 code for a protein of 260 amino acids.
AUGACGACUAUUGUUAAUCUUGUCACAUCUUCUGUUAAACGCAAUACCGAGUUACAAUCUGCUCAAGUUAAUGAAAUUGCACGUUCUGUUAUUGCUGGUGAAUGUGAGACUCGUCGAGGAGCUAAUCAGAUUGGUACUUUGCAUCGAGCAGACACUACUCGUUGGAGCUCCCAUUUUGAAUCUAUUUGCGACUUAAUAGAUAAGUAUAAUGCAACUAUUAAUGUGCUUGAAAACAUUGUCGCUAAUGGUUCUUCUACUUCGAUGCGUGGGGAAGCUGGGAGUUCCUUAAUAGUGAUGAAGUCUUUUGAUUUCAUUUUUAUUUUACAUUUGAUGCAUAAAAUUAUAGGGAUCACAUAUUUACUUUAUCGUGCCUUGCAACAAAAAUAUCUUGAUAUCAUAAAUGCAAUGGAUUUGGUCUCUACAACUAAAGCACUUCUUCUAACAUUGAGAAAUGAUGGUUUUGAUAUUCUUCUUUCAUAUGUCAAAUCAUUUUGCACAAGAUUAGAUAUUGAUAUACCAGACAUGAGUGCUCAUUAUAAGCAUUCUGGUCGUUCAUGCCGGCAAAGGGAUACCAUCAUAGUUGAGCAUCACUUUCAUUAUGAUAUAUUUAAUACUGCAAUAGAUUUUCAAUUGGAAGAGUUAAACUCUAGAUUCAGUGAUGAGACAGUAGAACUUCUUAUGCUUAGCUUUGCCUUAGAUCCAACAGAUAAUUUUAAUUGGUUCAACAUUGAUAAGAUUUGUACUCUCGUCGAGAAGUAUUAUCCUGAGGACUUCAUUGAAUAG